UGCGCUGCGCUCGGCUCGGCGGCUCUUGACUGUUGUUGUCCCGCGGUGCCGAGCGGACGCAGCCGCGACUAUGAUCCAGGAUCCCGGAGAGAAAUGGAGAAACCACGGACUGACACUUCCGAACACACGCACACAGAGAUUCGGACCGGACGCAACGACGUCGCGGACCUUUUGAUCCCGACUGCGCAGGACGCGCUGUUCUGGAAGUAGCGCGGUGAAACAUUUCUACAGGAAUAACAAUCUUUGUCCCCGGACUGAAGAGAAGCGACGAGCGGGCCUGAGAUCACCUCCGACGGGCGGCAGGAGGGCGGUGAGCCGCGGGGCCACGUUAGCAUUGAGCUCGUCUAACGUUCGAUCCAGUGGGACGUCGACAUGCUGCCGUGUGACGGAGGAGGAACGUGUCCGUGAACAAUCACUGUCCUCACUGAGUGUUUUUCAGUCGGUGGAGAUUUUCCUCCUGUGCGCGUCAGGAUGAGGACAUUCCUGUGAGACCGAGCUGUGGGCUGAGUGUGGAAACAUCGACCACGAGUUGGAAGACUUGACAUCACCAGGCGAGUCCAUGGCAUAACAGGACACCAUCUUUGUUUACGAUCAAGACACUUCACGUGGAGGAGGAGGAGGAGGAGGAGGUUGGUUGGUUCCCCUUCAUCCAGCAGUGCCACCAGAGGAAGUUCACUCAGUGCAGCAGGUGUGAUGGGCAGCCAGGGCAGCCCGGUGAAGAGCUACGACUACCUGCUCAAGUUCCUCCUGGUCGGGGACAGCGACGUGGGCAAAGGGGAGAUCCUGGACAGCCUGCAGGACGGGUCGGCCGAGUCCCCGUACGCCUACAGCAGCGGUAUCGACUAUAAAACCACCACCAUCCUGCUGGACGGGAGACGAGUGAAGCUGGAGCUCUGGGACACCUCCGGACAGGGACGGUUCUGCACCAUCUUCCGCUCGUACUCCCGCGGGGCUCAGGGGAUCCUGCUGGUGUACGACAUCACAAACCGCUGGUCGUUCGACGGGAUCGACCGGUGGAUCAGAGAGAUCGACGAGCAUGCACCUGGCGUGCCCCGGAUCCUCGUGGGCAACCGGCUGCACUUGGCCUUCAAGCGGCAGGUUCCCACGGAGCAGGCGCGGGCGUACGCCGAGAAGAACGGCAUGACGUUCUUCGAGGUGAGCCCGCUGUGCAACUUCAACGUGAUCGAGUCGUUCACCGAGCUGUCGCGCAUCGUCCUCAUGAGGCACGGCAUGGAGAAGUUCUGGAGGCCCAACAGAGUCUUCACCCUGCAGGACCUCUGCUGCCGGGCCAUCGUGUCGUGCACGCCGGUCCACCUCAUCGACAAGCUGCCGCUGCCCGUCGCCAUCAAGUCGCACCUCAAGUCCUUCUCCAUGGCCAACGGCAUGAACGCCGUCAUGAUGCACGGACGCUCCUACUCGCUGGCCAACAACCCGGCCGGCGGCUCCAAGGGCAACAGCCUGAAGCGCUCCAAGUCAAUCCGCCCGCCGCAGAGCCCGCCGCAGAACUGCACCCGCAGCAACUGCAAAAUCUCCUAGAGACGGUUUGUGGCGGAGACGGAGAACGAGCGGGACGUUGUGAGUCGGACGUCCUCAGUUAUCAGAGGAGAACGACCACGGACAGAACUUCGUGUACAGACAAACCCCCCUCGCCACUUCCUGCUUAGUAACACGGCGCUCGCCACGCGUCGCCGACGUCACCUCAACUUCUACUCUUCACUUUGUUGCUCGCACAUUUUGUUUCUUGCUUUCCACGUUCCUUCUCUGUUUUAUUGACCGAUGAGCUCACGAUGGAGAUACGUGUGACCACGGGUUCUCCGCUCACGUGUGUGUGUGUGUGUGUGUGUGUGUGCACGUGCGCGUGCGUGUGUGCGCGCGCACACAACGAACAACGACACAAUGUAAUUUUUUAACGAGUCAAGCAGAUUCAUAUUUUAUUAUUUUCUCUGUAGUUCCAAUGGAUCAGCUUCGACCCAGUGAUGCUUGUUGCUAUGGAAACCCCCAUCCCCUGCAUUGAAGUUGCCUAUUUUUUUUUAUGUCUUUAAAUAUUUUAUGAGUUUUAUUUUUAACUUGACGCCAAUUGAAGGAAGUUUCUCCCACAAAGGAAAAGAAAAAACCUGAGAUUAAAAAAAAUACGAGUUGGGAAAUAAAACCAUUGCGUGUCCCUUCGUCUCUCGUCACUUCCUGUCUUCAGCUCCGAGCUCCUCACCUUCAUCUCGCGCGCUCUUCCUCUCCUUUUCUGUUUCCUGUCUCCUCACCUCGUGCACCCGUCAUCACGCUCACGCCGCCGUCGGUCCGAGGCUGAUUUCACGGUGACACGUGUUCGCGUUCGUGUUAAAUUUCAACUCCCCAGUUUCAGCUUCUCGUCGAUGAUCCGACUGAACUCGACCGUCGCGUUGUGUUGAAACGAGCGUGGAGUCGUGAACGUCUUCCCCCUCUGAUCCGCUCCACUGCCUCCGCACGCCGUCCCAUGAUUCAUUGCUGGUGAAUAAAACAUUGCAGAUCUCUGUCGGGCUUCAACCUGCUCUUUGCUGCCUGGUUCCUUCUGUUUCCUUCCUCUACGAGAUAAAAAAAAUUAUUUUUAUUUUUUACGCGAGGUUUCAUGUUUCUUUGUGUCGGACGAGUUUAGUUUCCUGUCGUGUUUCCGUGACGACACGGACGUUUGUUUUUUCCUCCAGACUUCGGUUCCGCGUCUUCUCUUGAAUCUUCCUCAGUGUUCGUUGAUCCUGUUUCUUUUUUUCUUUUUCUUUUUCUUUUUUUUAUUAAAUGAUGGAAAUAUUUGUAUUGAGGAUGAUGAGAGAUUGCGGGGGGAGGGGGGACUGCUGUGAUGAUGAUGAUGAUGAUGAUGAACACCUGUAAAACACUAUUCUUGUUUUGGGCUAAAGCUGCUGAGUAAUCUGAAGUGUGUGUGUAUGAGUGUGUGCGUGUGUGUGUGUGUGACUGAGAAACAAUUUUUUCAAACACCAAGCUGAACGUUUUUUUCCUUUUUUUUAAAUUAUUGAUUGUACAGUUUCAAGGUGACGGAAGGAAGUCAGAGAAUUUUUCACAAUAAAACUAUUGAAUGUUGAAGUCA
Molecule: messenger RNA, 3070 nt
Organism: Scophthalmus maximus (turbot)
Lineage: Eukaryota; Metazoa; Chordata; Actinopteri; Pleuronectiformes; Scophthalmidae
Gene: rab40c
Product: RAB40c, member RAS oncogene family
Exons: 7
Coding region: 694-1536 (280 amino acids)
Biological process (GO): protein localization to plasma membrane; intracellular signal transduction
Cellular component (GO): synaptic vesicle; endosome; plasma membrane
Molecular function (GO): GTPase activity; GTP binding
Source: RefSeq, a predicted model, not a curated record